AUGAAGGUAUGUGCAAGCGAAUUGCACAAGGGUAAGAUCGAGGCAAAGUACGGCCUCGUGGACUACAUGUUCACCACACGCAAAAUCCUGCAUGAUGUGAAGCUGCAAAACAAGUUCGAGCACGGGGAAAAGGAAGAGAUCGUGAAGGUGGUGCAGGACACCCCGAACUGGUUGGAAAAGCCCAAGGUUGCGGAUGUGGUCGUGUUUGAGGGCAAGCGGACGGAGCUAGACAGCAUUGCUGGCCCCAUCGUUGCGAAGGCCUUCGGGCGCGAGUCUUGCAAAGUAAAGCUUGAGGACGGUGGUGAGGAGAAGCACGACACGGCGGUGCAUGACACCCUCUUCUGGGUGAACAAGCCCCAGCUCGCCGACACUCACGCUUUUCAGGGCAAGCAGGAGAAGCUAGGUGGCAUCGUAAACCCCAUCGUGAUGAAGGCGUACCAGGGCUCUGGCGACGGCGCGAAGCUCGUGAACUGUGCCGAGUCCGUCGAGGGCAACUCCGAGAGCAGCAAGGAGCUGAGGAACCAGGUCCAAGCCCAGGUCCCGCAGACCAAGGAUGCGGUCAUGAACAACACGAUGGUGGGGCGCGUGGCGGAGGGCGACGACCCCGCCAUGACCUUCGCGCCCGCGAUCGUGGCUCCGGACGGCGGCCCGUGGAGCCCUGCCCGCGACGUCCUGCGGGAGAGAG
Messenger RNA from Prorocentrum cordatum, 685 nucleotides. The record is from the annotation of a GenBank genome assembly. Lineage: Eukaryota; Dinophyceae; Prorocentrales; Prorocentraceae.